Messenger RNA from Phyllotreta striolata, 1780 nucleotides. NCBI's taxonomy places the organism in Eukaryota, Metazoa, Arthropoda, Insecta, Coleoptera, Chrysomelidae. The record is from the annotation of a GenBank genome assembly.
UUUCACUAAACCAGACCUUGUAAUUAACUCAUUUAUAAAACAGCCAGUUUACCGUCGAGCGUAAAUCAACAACGAUGAUGAAUACAUUUAAUAAAGACUGUAAUUAUCUUCCAUAAUAUAUUAUGAUUGAUUGAUGAUAUGGAUUAGUGUAUGAAACGAGAGUGUACCCAUUAAUUCUUCCAGUAUGAUUCGAUACACAAAUCGACAAACAGUAAACAUGAAAUCGGCGGUUAUCUUACUAGCAGCGUCUUUAACCUUGGUGACUGGUGCGCGUAUUUUGUGCGUCUUUCAAAUGCCUGCCGUCAGCCACCAGCGAGUGUUCCAGCCGAUAUGGAAGGAAUUAUCGCUGAGAGGUCACCAAGUGGUAGUGGUGACCCCGAGGCCCCUGCGGGACGCCUCUCUGGCGACGCUCCGAGAAAUCGACGUCAGCACCGCCAAUUACGAGAUAAUCAAGCGGCACGGUUUCCAAUUCUACAUGAACAAAAUGCACGCGGUGCACACGAAGAUACCGAAGAUAUUCGCCAUGCACUACGAGUUUGCCGAGUCCGUUUUGGGCAACAAAGAGUUCAUAGAGGUCUACAACAGCACUGAGGAGAAAUUCGAUUUGGUCAUCGCACAGACUUACAUAUCGCCUGUACUGUACGGGCUGGCCGCGAAAUUCAAAGCGCCUUUGAUAGGGGUUUCCUCCAUGGGGGGAUACAUUGGCACACAUUUCGGCAUAAACAACCCCCAUCAUCCUGCUAUGUAUUCGGAGAUGUUCUUGCCCUACAACGGUCGUUUAAGUUUCUACGAAAGAAUUAAAAGCACACUCUAUUAUCUGUUCGCGAGGUUUUACCGAGCAUUCGUUAUUCUACCCAAAUCUGAUGAACUGAUAAGGAAGUACUUAGGCGAUGAUAUACCUCAUAUAGAGGAAAUCGAAAGGAAUAUGAGCUUGCUUUUACUGACAAUAAAUCCUUUUUUGUACACACCAAGACCCACUAUCCCAACGAUAAUUCCUUUGGAAAACAUUCACCUGCAACCCGUCAAACCUUUACCUGCUGAGUUAAAAUCAUUUCUGGAUGAGGCGAAAGAAGGAGUGAUAUACUUCAGUUUGGGAUCGAAUGUUCAAAGUGUAAACAUACCCGAUGGGGUUAGAGACACGCUGAUUGCGGCUUUUGCUGAAUUACCCUACAAGAUUCUCUGGAAAUUCGAAUCUGACGAUUUGCCCAACAAACCCGAAAACGUCUUCAUAAAAAAAUGGUUGCCUCAAAACGAUUUGUUAGCACAUCCGAACAUAAAGCUAUUCAUCUCGCAGUGCGGGCACCAAUCCUUGGAGGAAACUCUGGCUAGAGGCGUUCCUAUCGUGGCUUUGCCUUUCAUAGCAGAUCAGGAAAUGAACGCUAGGCGAUUGUCCGAGCUGGGCGUAGCUGUAGAAUUGGAUUUCGAGAAUCUUACUAAAGAAGACGUAAAAGCGGCUGUGUUAGAAGUAGCUGGUAAUCCCAAAUACAGAAGGAACGUUGAGAAAUUAAGGGAGAUUUGGGCGGAUCAUCCGAUGAAAUCGAUAGAUAGAGCUGUUUGGUGGAUAGAAUAUGUUAUAAGGCAUAAUGGCACUGAGCAUUUGAAAACACCUUAUGCGAAUAUUCCUUGGUUCCAGUAUUUAUUAUUAGAUGUUAUUCUGGUAUUUUUAUCAAUAACAUCGAUAAUUUCGUACUCGUUAUCAACCGUUGUAAAGUAUUUAUCUACGCUAACUACAAAAAAAUUGAAAACAAACUAAUUUUAAUCAAAUAAAACACUAAUUGAA